CAAUUCCCAAAUCCAAAGCCCUAUUUUAGGUCAGCAUCUAGCGGCAAGGGUUUUUGGCAGCUUCGCACUGUCUCGAGUCUCAAACACACAGCUGAGAAGCUUCUCAAGGGUUGAGCAAUGGCGUUCAUCGGUAAAAUUGGAAAGCUACUCAAGAAUUCUGCUGUCAAGCACAUCAAUCAAGAUUUUUCUUUGUCUAAUCCUUCGGUUUUCCAAGCGAUUAGAUCCAUGUCAUCUGCAAAACUUUUUGUUGGAGGUAUUUCAUAUAGCACUGAUGAUAUGAGUCUGCGAGAAGCUUUUGCUCGCUAUGGAGAAGUAAUUGAUGCAAAGGUUAUUAUGGAUCGUGACACUGGCAGGUCCAGAGGUUUUGGCUUCAUAACUUUUGCAACAAGUGAGGAUGCGUCUUCUGCUGUUCAAGGCAUGGAUGGCCAGGAUCUUCAUGGUCGAAGGGUACGGGUGAAUUAUGCCACUGAAAGGUCACGUCCAGGGUUUGGUGGUGGCUAUGGAGGUGGUGGCGGAAGUGGCUAUGGAGGUGGUGGUGGCUAUGGUGGGGGUGGUGGCUAUGGCGGCGGAGGCUAUGGAGGCAGUGGCGGCUAUGGUGGUAGUAAUUAUGGAGGUAACAACAACAAUAGGGGUGAAAGUUAUGGAAGUAGUGGUUAUGGUGUUACAGGCAACUAUGGGGAUGGCAAUACUGGAACAAAUUACACUAGUGGUGGUGCUAGUAAUUACCAAUUAAAUGAAAAUUCUGGUGGAGAUCUAGGCUUUGGCUCUGACAGCGGAGAACUCGGCCGCAAGUCUGGUUUGGGAUAUGAUGGUCAAUUUGGAAGCAACCAAAAUGACACAAGAGUCACAGAUGAUGGAGAAUCCAUUGAGCCACUUGAAGACAGUCAUGUGAGAGAGAACAAUGAUGAGCCUGAUGACUACGCUCAAACCCGGGGGUGAGAGUAUUUUCCCAAUGAAGAAAUUCCUUUGUUAAGAGCGAAUAACCUGUGGGGUUGAUGAUAAUUAGAUGUGCUUCAAAUAUUUGUUUGCUCUUCUCUUCCCCUUUUAGCUUUUCUGAACUUCAUUGUUUGACUUGAAUUUGAUAGUUUGUCAGUUCAGCGACUGAUGUAAAAUAGGAUUUGUCUAUGCGUGAAUUGCAACUAUAUUUAGAAUGAUUUUAUUUUUGCACCGUUUGACGCUUGGAAUGAUAAACGGUAUAUAUAAAACUCACUAUAUUGUAGUCAAUAAUGUGAAAUGGCAUGUU
Molecule: messenger RNA, 1243 nt
Organism: Gastrolobium bilobum
Lineage: Eukaryota; Viridiplantae; Streptophyta; Magnoliopsida; Fabales; Fabaceae
Product: glycine-rich RNA-binding protein 2, mitochondrial-like
Exons: 5
Coding region: 118-939 (273 amino acids)
Molecular function (GO): RNA binding
Source: RefSeq, a predicted model, not a curated record